Molecule: messenger RNA, 2886 nt
Organism: Megalops cyprinoides (Indo-Pacific tarpon)
Lineage: Eukaryota; Metazoa; Chordata; Actinopteri; Elopiformes; Megalopidae
Gene: chfr
Product: checkpoint with forkhead and ring finger domains, E3 ubiquitin protein ligase
Exons: 17
Coding region: 184-2211 (675 amino acids)
Biological process (GO): mitotic cell cycle checkpoint signaling; protein ubiquitination; ubiquitin-dependent protein catabolic process
Cellular component (GO): nucleus
Molecular function (GO): protein binding; ubiquitin-protein transferase activity
Source: RefSeq, a predicted model, not a curated record
AAGUAUUUCGAAACUAAGUUAUUCAGCUGGCGAACUCACAGGCAUAGUGUCAGUGACUGAUGUAAAUGCUUAAAGGAAGAGUGAGGUAGCUAACAUUAGCUAAAUUAAUCAUAUCUUGCGUGUAACAAGUUAGCUAGCAGCUAAUUAGUUACCCCCCUGCAAGCCGUUAAGGUCCACGCAUCGAUGAGCAAGAAUCUGGAAAUGGAGAAUCAAGGAAGAAGUCAGCCGUGGGGGAAGCUUGUGAAUGUUGACACGAGUUCUGAAUCAGAAAUUUUGCUUGUCAACAGAGAAUGCACAGUUGGAAGGAGGAAAGGGUGUGAUCUCUCCUUUCCUGCUAACAAGCUGGUCUCAGGCGAUCACUGUAAGAUAGUGCAAGAUGAGACUUCUGGGCAGGUUUGGCUGGAGGAUAUGAGCACCAAUGGGACUGUGAUCAACAUGUCCAAACUCGUCAAGAGGCAGAUGCACCAACUGCAGAGCGGUGACGUCAUCUACUUUGUUUACAGGAAGAAUGAGCCAGAGCAAAACAUCGCGUAUGUUUAUCAGUCCAUUCCACCAGAGCUGACGAGUUUACAAAGCAUGACUGAGAUGACGAGUGGAGAAACCCCAGGCAGCACUGACGUGGAGGGCAGCAUAGACAGCGCACUUGGCUCACCCAACUCGCCUGCCGCAUCGCUUCCAGACCCCGCGCUGGCCCGCCCCCAGGAGGAGCCUGCGCGGGACGAGCCCCAGCCCUCUACCUCCACAUCCCACCUCUACAGCAUCUCAGCAGGCCCAGCCUGUCCCACUGGACCCUCUGCUUCAGGGUGUGGGAAUGCCACCCACGGUGAGUCAUCCCUCUAUUCCCACAAUGCACCCGAAGGGGAGCCUACUGACCCCGGCGUGAGGCCUGCCUGUUCAAGGGAAGCACAGGAGGAGGAGGGAAAAGCCCCUGCGCCGCUGAAGGAGGACGACGACCUGGAACCAGAGAGAAAACGAAGGAAAACCGGCACCGAUAAGGAUUAUGACUUCGGGCUGCCGGACACAGCGUUCACUGAGGCUGAAAGCCCCCCUAAGGCAACCUUGGGUGCCCUCAUUGGGAAAGGAUCGGCGGAGGGAGCCAAAACUGACAAAAUGGAGGAGUCCCUUACUUGCAUCAUCUGUCAGGAUCUGCUGCAUGACUGUGUGAGUCUGCAGCCCUGCAUGCACACGUUCUGUGCCGCAUGCUACUCGGGCUGGAUGGAGCGCUCCUCACUCUGCCCCACCUGCCGCUGCCCAGUCGAGAGGAUCCGCAAAAACCACAUCCUCAACAACCUGGUGGAGGCCUACCUGCUGCAGCACCCAGAGAAGUGCCGCAGUGAAGAGGACCUGAAGAGCAUGGACAAGCGCAACAAGAUCACUCAGGACAUGCUGCAGCCAAAGAUCGAGCGCUCCUUCUCUGACGAGGAGGGCAGCUCCGACUAUCUCUUCGAGCUGUCCGACAAUGACAGUGACACCUCUGACAUCAGCCAGCCCUUUGUGAUGUGCCGGCAGUGUCCGGGCUACAGGAAGGACCCCAGCCAGAUGCCUUGCAUGUCUGGGCCACCCCAGGAGGAAGGGGCCAUCAAGCCAUCCGGGGAGGUGCCCUCCACAUCCUCUAACGUUCCUGCAGCUCUGCAGGAGUACACCUGCACCCCGCAGGGCAGCCACGUCAUCUGCACCUGCUGCCUGCAGCCCAUGCCGGACCGACGGGGCGAGCUCAUUGGCCAGCAGUUCACCGCGCAGCAGUGCACGGUGUGUCAUCGCCCAUUCUGCCACAUGUACUGGGGAUGCCAGCGGGUCGGUUGUCAGGGAUGUCUGGCCCGCUUCAGCGAGCUCAACCUCACAGAGAAAUGCCUCGAUGGUGUUCUCAACAGCAAUAACUAUGAAUCUGACAUCCUCCAGAAUUACUUAGCUUCCAGAGGAAUGACAUGGAGGGAGAUGCUUCAGGAAAGCCUGCUGGCAUUACAGCAGGGAACAUUCUACCUGUCGGAUUAUCACAUCAAUGGCAACGCUGUUCUGUGUUACUGCUGUGGCCUGCGAGCCUUCAAGGAGCUGGCGUAUAAAUACAGGCAAAACAUCCCUGCCUCCGAGCUUCCAGCUGCCGUGACAUCUCGUCCUGACUGCUACUGGGGACGCAACUGCCGCACACAAGUGAAGGCGCACCAUGCCAUGAAAUUCAACCACAUCUGUGAGCAGACGCGGUUUAAGAACUGAAGAACCUCUGGGAUCCACUGAGCUUUGAGUGGACUCAUUCAUUCCUUUGGAGAGGGGAGGAAAGGCCAAGUGUCUUUCUCCAGGUUGACUUAUCUUUUCACAUAAUUGCGAUUUUUAUUUUACUUUGCUCUUCAGCAAAAGCUUGUCUGAGGGCAAGCAGAAAGUAACUUUAAAAAGGCCUAUAGUAAGUGCUUAGUCUUCCCACAGGCUAAACCAUAAUAGUAAUUUUCUUUGAAAUUAAGCACAUUGUGAAGUUUUCCAACGUCACACAUGUGAUUGUGAGCAAAAAAAAAGCUCUGUUGGGGCAAGAAUAGUCAGAUUUUUCUGAGUGUAAUUGUAGUAAGGAAUGUGAGACGUUCCCUCAAAGGCGCCGGAGUUACAGCAGAAACUGCACCGUAUCGAGUGUAUUUAUGAAGACCCCUGUUAUUUUGCAACAUUGUGCUAAGUCCAGUCAGUCUAAUUACUCUGCGUUCGGUCGCCAAGGGGGCUUGUCAGUAUUUGUUCAACCAAGGGAUUCGCAAUCAAGAAAAAAAAACCCUCCUCAAAGCGGAAUUGUUUCUUGUGGUGUUAUCUGUUCAGUCUCAUCUCCCUCUGGCUUCAUAUAGAGGCCAUCAAAGUCUCACUGUCAGUCAUGUGAAGAUGGAAUCUGUGUAGUUUGUGUAUCAGUAGAUGUGG